Messenger RNA from Spinacia oleracea (spinach), 2068 nucleotides. RefSeq lists its product as uncharacterized. The record is from RefSeq and is a predicted model, not a curated record. Bases 515 to 1732 code for a protein of 405 amino acids. The transcript is spliced from 16 exons. Lineage: Eukaryota; Viridiplantae; Streptophyta; Magnoliopsida; Caryophyllales; Amaranthaceae.
GUUCCCCAAAAAAAUCAACGGUUCAACUCCUCCCCAAACGGCUUCAGCGCAAGCCAGCCCCAGAUCCCGAUUCCCAGCCCCACUGUUUCUCUCUCCUCGUAGCAGAAGCUGGCGGAGACCAAGAGCUUAACUGGUGGCUUCGUCGCAACAACGGAAGCCGGUGAUCACGACCAUCCACAGUCGCCGGCGGCAACGGAUAACGGGUGAAAGUUGGUUUCGAUUAGCUUUCCAACGGCUGAUCAUAAGCUCCUUUUGGGUACGAAACGAGAGAAUUUUUACGACAAGCUGUCUAGGAGCAGGGGUGUGUGGACGUACGGGUAGUGUGUGCGCCCACACAAAAUGCAGAAAGUGAGGCAGUAGCUAAGUCGACUCUCCCGCACGCGAGGGUUUGUCGGGUUUGCACAUGUUUUGAACCAGUUUACCCAGGGGUUGAAAGUCUGAGCAUGUUGAUUGGAUAUAUCUGUGAAAAUCAGGGCUUGUGCAAUUUCCAUUCUACAGCUUGGGCUUUUUCACAAUGAAAACUAUUUUCCGCAGUGGGCACCUAAGAAAACUGAGCAGUUUGAUGAGGCUUAUUGUAACUACUUUUGUGGGGAUUGUCUUUGGAUUCUUUUUAGGAGCAUCUUUUCCUACGCUCUCCUUGACAAAGAUGAACCUUCCAGCUCCUCUUUUACCUUCAAUUGAUCUAACUUACAUUGAAGACAAAUAUUCUGGCCUUUCAACACAAGCCCUGUUGAAUGUUUGGUCUACUUUAAAAGGGAGAAAGGUUGGCCCGACACAGGGUCAAAAUGACACAGAGGUUUGGUUACCGACAAAUCCAAGAGGUGCUGAAAGACUGCCCCCAGGAAUCGUUGUUUCCGAGACCGAUUUCUAUCAACGUAGGCUUUGGGGUCUGCCUGAGGAGGAUUUGACUAGUAAACCUAAAUACCUUGUUACUUUUACAGUCGGCUAUGAUCAAAGAGCUAAUGUAGAUGCAUGCAUCAAGAAGUUUUCAGAGAACUUUACCAUUAUCCUCUUUCAUUACGAUGGGAGGACAGAUGAAUGGAAUGAGUUUGAAUGGUCAAAGCGAGUUAUUCAUGUCAGUGCGCGUAAGCAAACAAAAUGGUGGUAUGCUAAAAGGUUUCUGCAUCCAGAUGUCGUAGCUGCUUAUGAUUACAUAUUUAUAUGGGAUGAAGACCUUGGGGUCGAACAUUUUGACGCUGAGAAAUACAUUGAAUUGGCGAAGAAGCAUGGAUUGGAGAUUUCACAGCCUGGGUUAGAGCCAGACAAAGGUCUGACAUGGCAAAUGACGAAGAAAAGAGGUGAUGGUGAGGUUCACAAAGUGACUGAAGAAAAGCCUGGAUGGUGCCCUAAUCCUGUGUUGCCACCUUGUGCUGCGUUCAUUGAAAUCAUGGCACCUGUAUUUUCAAGAAACGCGUGGCGCUGUGUUUGGCAUAUGAUUCAGAAUGAUUUGGUGCAUGGAUGGGGCCUUGACUUCGCUUUGCGGAAGUGUGUUGAGCCGGCCCAUGAGAAGAUUGGGGUCAUAGAUUCGCAGUGGAUAGUGCAUCAAGGGAUUCCAACCCUCGGUAACCAGGGUGAAGGCAAAAAUGGAAAGUCACCAUGGGUAGGGGUUAAGGAAAGGUGCAGAAGAGAAUGGACAAUGUUCCAAGAUCGUGUCGCUGUUGCUGAAAAAGAUUAUUACGAAUCAUUGGGGUACCCCAUCAAUAAUACAGCUCGCUAUCCUACACUGAUGUAGAUUUAACCGUUGCAUUUGGAAUUCAUUUGCCUUGCUCGGUCUCGUGUGAGAAGAGUGGUGGUUAGAUUUGUAGAGUUAUCUUUGCAAGUUUUUUAGGGCUUAACUUUUAGGGUGGUAAUUUUAGUCUCCAGGAAAGGGAAAAGGUCAAGGAACAAAGGGGUCUUUUGUGAAAAACUAGUUAGGCAAUAAUUAUUUAGUUGAGCCAAGAACACAUACAAAAGAAAUAGAGAAGAAAUGUUUAGGGAAUUAUAACCAUAUACGGAUAUACCCCCAUAAGGUUUUUGGUGUUUGGAUCCUCUAGAGUUGCUAAUGAAUUUUACAAUAUAAUUUUUUUUU